AUGGAGAUUUGCAAGUUGUCAAUUGGUACUUCCCAUGGUUGUAUCUUAUCGGAACAAACAACAAAGAUCUUUUUUGAUCCCCCUUCUUUAAUCAUUGAUAAUAAGGCCCAAAUCAAAAGUAUUUCUGAUAAAAUGAAGUACAUUGAAAUUGAAGCGCUAGCCAAUUAUCCAUCUGAUCUUUCGGCCAUUUUCAUUAGUAGUAGUAGCUCACUAGGCGUUUUCUUCACUCCCUCCCAUCUACCUAUCUAUGUCACUGAAAUCGUCUAUUUACAGAUGAAAGAAACACUUAAACACUACGUAGGCCUAGGUCCUAUUAGAAGAACGACUAAAACAUCUACUCCUCAGGCCCCCAAUACAAUCAUUCAGGAAGUAUCGGCCUACCGUAGUAUUGCCAGCCGAGUUAAGCUUAUUACGUUCUCCCAACAUAUUCUCUUCCCUUAUCUAACCGUUAUUGCCCAAUCAAGUAAUACGUGUGUGGGCUGGGCCUGCUAUCAUGUGCAACGCGGUAACAAGUACGUCUUUUCGUAUACACAUGGCGUUAAAGGUAAUUGCACACUUUCUCAUGAGCUAAAACCUCCUACGACAUCGGUUAGUCUCUUUAUCAAGCACUUCCACCAACCCGCUGAAUCAGAUCCGGCUAGUUUUUCCACUGACUUACUUAAUCUUGCUAAGACCCAUACUCAUCUUGUAGUGACCAUGGACGUCAUGGCUUUUUCCAUCGAACUAACACUUCACCUUCUCAGUCUUGUUAAGGACAAACACGUUGCUAUCUACCAUCCUGGAUUCAAAAAGCUCCUGCAAUGCUGCGAGCACAAAAGAGAACUCUUAUCCACUCGUUUCUCUAUUGAUUAUGCUAAUAUUCAACCUAUUCUUUCUUCUUCCACCCGUUUAAGAACUCUUUCCUUCAAGGACUUAGCCCAGAUUACCACUCAAAAACCAGCUAUUGUUAUUUGUGACCGUCUUGACCAUAAACUAUUCCUAAGUAAACUACCAGCUUUGCACUUACCCAACUACAGUUUUAAGUUCUUUGGCACUAUACAAGACGCUCUAGCCUAUCCCUGGGUAUCCACUCUUUACCUUCCCUUUCCACCCCCGACCGCCCAUCCACAAAUUGUCGUCCUACCAGAAACACCGUAUGCCCUAGGCACCAGCCACCAUCUAGUCACUAUCCAUAAUACCCAGCACGUCCAACGGGUUGCUUCCGGACCAGCCACUACUUUCCAUUUCCGCGGCUCCUUCCAGGAAGAUGCCACCGGCCUAACUCUAGUUUGCGAAGAAUCACCACUACAAGCCCUUAUACAGCACCCAUCCACCCAGAAGUUCCAACUCAAAGAGACCUUAAUCUGCACCAACCAGAACGAAACUUUCAGAAUCAAAAGAACUGAUAAGGGAUUAGAAGUAAUCAGUAUAUGUGGAAUGCGAAAAUAA
Molecule: messenger RNA, 1428 nt
Organism: Nematocida homosporus
Lineage: Eukaryota; Fungi; Microsporidia
Exons: 1
Coding region: 1-1428 (475 amino acids)
Source: RefSeq, a predicted model, not a curated record